Molecule: messenger RNA, 996 nt
Organism: Aphanomyces astaci
Lineage: Eukaryota; Oomycota; Saprolegniomycetes; Saprolegniales; Verrucalvaceae
Exons: 2
Coding region: 4-978 (324 amino acids)
Source: RefSeq, a predicted model, not a curated record
AUUAUGACAAGUUUUCUCUUCACCCAACACUCUUCCUUUGGCAUAGUAGAUGGGUGCAACAUCGAAAAGGUGGCGGCGAACAAAUGGACAUUGCAGCUUUGGAUGUCUGGUGCGGAUGAGUCGCCGCUGCGGGAGGAGUCCGAUCCAUGGCUCGGCUCACCAGACCCUGCUUGUGUGGACUCCCUUGUAGCAUGCUCGUCGAUCACACCCGACGUCCGCGCGACCAUCUCGGUGUGGUCGCGUGGUGCGCCAUGGCUUAAUCCACUGACCGAAGAAGCAUCUUCAGUUCCAGUGGACUCAUCCGCGAGCCUCGGCUCAAGGAAAGCCCGGCGAAAUGUAUGGGUAUGUGCCGUGAUUGUCUUACUGGGGAUGCUCGGAGCAGCCAUUUUGCUUGCAUAUGUGGCGUUUGUUCCUUCCCAGAAACAUUUUUCGCCACCGCCGUCGCCGACAAGGACGAUUGCACCUGAACCGGCCAUUCCACCGUCUCCAACGACAAACCUCGCGCCAGGAACCACCACCGCUGUCCCUGCUUAUCUGCUAUACGAACCUGGCGCUUUGGUUUUGGUGAACGAAUGUACGACCGAGUCCACGGUCUACUUCACACGAACGAUGCCCAAUGCCGUCGCCGAAGUGGGUCAGCGCGAGAUGAAUUCAACGCAGUACGUCAUGGUCGUCCCCGGAAAGCACUGGGACGACUUCAUUGCCGCAGACUUUCGUUUGGGUGAAUCCAUUUUCGCCACAAAUUUCGCUGUCAACCGAGACUACGGCCAAGUGUUUUACUCGAUUUCGACUCGCAACGGGUUCAACGUCCCCGUGGAAGUCGCGCCCAUGCGCGAAGGUGCCACUCGUGACGGCUGCCCGGUCCUUCGCUGCGACGCUCAUGAUUGCGAGGGGCGCGUGCACGUGCAGUUCGACUGCAACUGGAUCGAACGUCUCCAAGUCACGUUCUGCCCCAGCUCUUCUUUAUUUAUAUCGUAAAUAUAAAUGAUUCUUAUU